Messenger RNA from Salvelinus fontinalis (brook trout), 2442 nucleotides. RefSeq names its product cytosolic 5'-nucleotidase 1A-like. The transcript has 6 exons. The record is from RefSeq and is a predicted model, not a curated record. Gene Ontology annotation, cellular component: cytosol; cytoplasm. NCBI's taxonomy places the organism in Eukaryota, Metazoa, Chordata, Actinopteri, Salmoniformes, Salmonidae. Gene Ontology annotation, molecular function: magnesium ion binding; 5'-nucleotidase activity; nucleotide binding. Gene Ontology annotation, biological process: nucleotide metabolic process; adenosine metabolic process. The coding region runs from base 130 to 1227 and encodes 365 amino acids.
AAGACACGCCCGUCGAAACCUCUCAAACGUUUCCGCAAACUAUCCUGUGGGCGCUUGAUCUGAUCAUCUACAUUCGGAAUCACUGUUACGGAACUAUCAGACUUUGAACUUUUCCAUCCCAGGACAAAUAUGAGUGAAAUCAAACCUACAAAUCCAGCAGCCACUAACACUGGAGAGGAAAAGGACUGGGCCGCAGCAAAAGCCUUUUUUGACAGUUUAAAAACAAGGAAACCUAGACCCCCCAAACCCCAAUAUGCCGUUACUAUCGCCGUCUCUUCUCGCACCCUGUUUAACAUGGUUGCGGAGCGGAAGAUCUACGAGGAAGAGGGGGUCGAGAAGUAUGUGACGUUUCAACAGGAGCACGAGAAUGAGCCGCUCAUGCCAGGUGUGGCGUUCCCUCUCGUGAAGGCUCUGAUGACGGUGAACUCCAGACUGAGGCAGCUCUACCCCGACAGCGAGGAGCUGUUUGAUAUCGUCCUGAUGACUAAUAACCACGCCCAGGUUGGGGUGCGCCUCAUCAACAGCAUCAACCACUACGAUUUACCCAUUGAGAGAUUCUGUAUGACCGGAGGGCAAAGCCCCAUUGGCUAUCUGAAGGCCUACAUGACCAACCUGUACCUCUCCAAGGAUGGAGAGAAAGUCACCGAGGCCAUUGAGGAGGGCAUUGCUGCAGCAACCAUGUUUGCAUCUGGAGAUGUGGAGAACCAGCUUUCUGACACACAGCUGAAAGUAGCCUUUGAUGGAGACGCUGUCCUCUUCUCUGACGAGUCGGAGAUCAUCGUGAAACAACACGGCCUGGACACGUUCUUUGAGCACGAGAAGGAAUUUGAGAACAAACCUCUUGCACAGGGUCCCUUGAAGUGUUUCCUGGAGGCGCUGGGGAAGCUCCAGAGAAAGUUCUACGCCAAGAAUGAGCGUAUGAACUGCCCCAUUCGUACCUACCUGGUAACAGCCCGCAGUGCAGCCAGCUCAGGGGCCCGUGUCCUCAAGACCCUCAGGAGCUGGGGCCUGGAGAUCGACGAAGCCCUGUUCCUAGCCGGGGCCCCCAAAGGGCCCCUCCUGCAGAAGAUCCGGCCCCACAUAUUCUUUGACGACCAGAUGUUCCACAUCGAGGGAGCCAAGGAGCUGGGGACCAUCGCUGCACACGUGCCUUAUGGCAUCGGACAGAAGUAUCACAAGGGGGAACUUAUUGAGCAUCCUGACAAAGGUGUCAAAGACAAGAAGUGAAGAGCCUCCUAGUGGUGGGGAGAUAUCAUACGUUAUGCAAAUGCUUAGUUGCACACAAACCUGUCAUCAGCUGUAGGACCUUUAUUGUUUAUCAGGAUUUUGUAUUAUUUCUCUUUUUUACACUUUAUUACAAACAUCUUUAUCAGAGAAUGUUGUAGUAACAGGAGAGAAAAACACAUAGUUUAGGACUGUAGAUGUAAUACUCACAUCAGGGACCAAUGCCGCCUAAUGUUCUCUGUCAUAAGGAGAGAAAUAAUCACUUUCCUACAAUCCUCAUCACCAUCACAUUGUAGUCUUUAAUAGUAUUUGGUAAAAUAUGUAGUUUUUUAUGAAAAUGUAUGUCAGUGUGUUCAAAUUUUGUAUAGUGUGUUCAAAUUUUACACAUGAAAGUAUAUUUAGCAAAGUGUAUUUUAUAUCUUUAGAUAUGCGCACUCUAGUAAACGUACAAGUUAGAAUGGUUAUUGAUAUGAAGCGCUGCAAAAAAAAUAUGCGUUUUGGUUUUACUGCACACCAUACAAAAACAUACAUUAACACAUUAUUAUUUAUUAUUUACACUUAGAUGCAGUAAUGAUCUUAAGCACUGACAAAUUCGUAACAUAUUGUAAGAAAUGGAAUUCAAAAAAAAAAAAAAAUCUUUUUUUUUGCAGGACAUGACAUCACACAAAAUGGAUGAUGUAGUACACAAUUAUGCAUAUUUUUCGGGGACCCAUUUUGGCCUGUGAGCAUGACUUAAAAAAAUAUUGUCUAAAAUAUACUAAACUUUAGAAGCAACACUUUAAUAUUCAAUAAUUAUUUUUGCUAUCCAAGCAUUGUUCUAGUCUAUUCCAUUUUCUUAUUCCAUUUAAAAAAAAAUGUUUUUAGACGCAAGAAAUCUCACCUUGCUCUUAGUAAAGCUGAAUUAGGCUAUAUGGCUAUAUCAACAUCUCAAGCAAGCUAGUUCUAUACAUAUCUAUUCCACUAGUAAAAUGUUACAUGUCAGGUAUUUUGUUACAAAUAGUUUACAGUUGAAUAUAGAGUACGUAGAAGGACAGUCUAUAUUGUAUGUUGAACAUUAACUAUUUGUAUUUUUUCUUUUUUGUGUGUUAACACAUAUUUUUGGAAUUAUUCAAAUGUCUAUUUUUAAGAAUAUCCCGUCUGUAUUUUUUCACUUUUAACUUAACAUAAAGAUUUAUCUUGUGCAUAUUGCAGUAAGGUUAAAUAAAGGUUUAAAAUAGA